UAUAAUUCAGAAUGUGAAUUAAAUUAAAUUAAAAUUAAUAGAGAGAGCUUUUUAUUUCUCUCUGUGAAAUUUAAAAAAGAUGACUGGUGCUAGUAAAAAGAUAGAAGAAGUAGCGCCGUUUACGGUGAUGGUGUUAAUGGAAGGUUGCACCAUAGCUCUUACUAUUCUGGCGAAGACGGCGAUGAGUAACGGAAUGAGUCCGUUUGUUUUUGUUGUAUAUACAAAUGCUAUUUCCACUCUUCUUCUUCUUCCUUAUUCCUUCUUAUUUCAUAGGGAAAGGACAGAAUAUUCUUUUUUCAGCUUGCCUCUCAUACUGCGGUUCUUCUUCUUGGGUUUAAUAGGGAUUGCCCUGUCCCAAAAUCUUGCAUUUUUGGGUCUAAGCUAUAGUUCUCCAUAUGUCGUGUGUACAAUGGGCCUCCUAAUUCCUGCCUUUUCCUUCAUUCUUAGCGUCAUUCUCAGGAUGACAAAGAUAGAACUAAGCAGCCCAAGCUUCAGAUUCAAAGUCACCGGUGCGUUAAUAACGAUCACCGGAGCAUUAAUAGUAGCAUUUUACAAGGGCCCAUUUGUAAAAAACGCUUCAUCUUCAACCCUAAAACUGCACCGAAAACAGCACCUUUUAGUUUUUUAUUCAACACCAGAUCACUGGGUUCUUGGCGGGUUUUUACUGGCUGGUUCUUCUUUAUGUGUUUCAGUAUGGAACCUUAUUCAGAUGGGUACUAUGAAACAAUAUCCUCAACUUCAAGUUAUGAAAGUAGCGGCUUUUUAUAGUUUAGCUGGAACAAUUCAAACCACGAUCUUCUGUUUGUUUAUGGAGAGGGAUUUAGAUGCUUGGAAAUUGCAGAUUAAUUUGGAGCUACUUCUUAUUGUUAUAACGGCAAUGUUUGCAAGUGUGGUUCGAGGAAGUAUACACGUAUUGUUUACACGGAUGAAGGGUCGUUUUUAUGUGCCGUUGUUCCAGCCAUUUAGAAUAUUUUGGGCUACAUUUUUUGGUGUCACCUUCUUUGCUAAUAGCCUUCACUAUGGCAGUAUCAUCGGAACGGUGAUAUGUGGGGUGGGAUAUUAUACAAUAAUGUGGGGACAAGCCAGAGAAGACGAAAGUUACAAGCCCCGUUCCGCCAUUAUUUCCGUUGAGAAACUCCCUCUUCUGCAAGAUCAAGACACAGCAGAAGCGUAGCUAUCUAUAUUAAGGUUAAUCACAAAUUAAAUUAUGUAUUUUAACGUAUGUUUAAUUGAAACACGAAUUUUAAAUUUUGACGGUAUUAGAUAUGAAUAAUUAUUGUUUUUCCAUUCGGAACACCAAAUAAUUUUUAGAUAAAAUAACAUUACUUGGUGUUUCGGAUUGUAAAAAAUUGAUCAUUCAUGUUUGAAAUUAUCAAAAUUUAAAACUCGUGUUUUAAUUAUAAAAUAUGUUAAAUUUAUAAUUUAUUUUGUAAUUGACCCUGAAAUUUAUAUUGUACAUAAAGGAGUGAGAGUUUGAAGAACCUCGAAUAACCAGAAGUUGGAGACGAGGUUCCUCAAUUUUUGCAUGCAGACAGCAGCCAUGUUUGAACAAAUGUAUAUAUUCUCUUGGUGUGAAUAAAUUAAUUAAGAUGUAAAGUUGCAAAGGGUUGUUGUAAAAUUUGCAUUUGAAAAUAUUAUCGUUUUCUAAUGCAAUCAUCUUUCUUUUA
Messenger RNA from Mercurialis annua (annual mercury), 1667 nucleotides. Its product is annotated as WAT1-related protein At1g70260. Gene Ontology annotation, molecular function: transmembrane transporter activity. Gene Ontology annotation, cellular component: plasma membrane. The coding region runs from base 80 to 1174 and encodes 364 amino acids. NCBI's taxonomy places the organism in Eukaryota, Viridiplantae, Streptophyta, Magnoliopsida, Malpighiales, Euphorbiaceae. The record is from RefSeq and is a predicted model, not a curated record. The transcript is spliced from 8 exons.